Molecule: messenger RNA, 1709 nt
Organism: Owenia fusiformis
Lineage: Eukaryota; Metazoa; Annelida; Polychaeta; Sabellida; Oweniidae
Source: the annotation of a GenBank genome assembly
CUUGUAAUGGCGCGAAUGAUACGAAUACGACAGUCGCACCUACUACAACAACAACCGUGGUCACCACAGCCGCACCUACUUCAACACCCAAGGUUACCACCCAAAAACCCUCAACUGCUAAGCCCACUACCCAGAAGCCCACAACCCCAAAACCUACUACCCAGAAGCCUACAACAGUGAAGCCCACUACCCAGAAGCCCACAACAGUCAAACCCACUACCCAGAAGCCCACAACAGUCAAACCCACGACCCAGAAACCCACGACAGUCAAACCCACUUCCCAGAAGCCCACAACAGUCAAGCCCACUACCCAGAAUGCCACAACAGAGAAUCCAACCACAGAGCCAAUGACUACAAUGCCACAGACAACUGUUGCGCCAACAAUGCCUCCCCAACCUGCCACUGGUAACUACAGUUUCCAGGACCCUAAGACAAAGGUAGUCUGCAUGUAUGCAGAAUUCGGAGCCAGAUUCAAUGUGACCUAUAUGAUGAAGAAUGGCAAGAAUAACUAUUCUGUCACGGACCUUCCCACAACAGGCGUAACAACAACAACGUCUGAAUGCGGAAAUACCACGCAGAAGCUCAUAAUGAAAUUCAUGGGUUGGACAUACCAGCUGUGGUUCGUGAAGAGCGAGGAUGGCAAUACAUACUCUGUGAAUACUACCGCUCUUACCUACAAGAUUGAUGGGAAAAAAUUCCCUAAUGCUAACGCAACUGGCACGAAUAACACUGUGUUAGGCUACUUCUCUACAGGGAGCAAUCCAACAGUUACCCAGUCUUACAUGUGUAACUCUGAGCAAGAUGUCAGCCUAGGAGGAGGUCAAGUUAUGUUGAAGACAUUCAACUUCAGGGCUCAGGCAUUUAGAACCACAAACACUACUGGCUUCACUGGAGAUACUGUUGAUUGCGCCGCAGAUGACUCAACAGGAAACAUUGUUCCCAUCGCAGUAGGAGCUGCCCUUGCUGGUCUCGUGAUUAUCGUACUUAUCGCUUAUCUGAUUGGUCGACGAAAGAGCCGCAAGGGAUACGAAUCAGUGUAAUUUUAAUUUAAAUCCAUUUAGCAGACUAUUAGAAAUUUCAAAAUGAUAAAUAAGGAGCAUCACUGGUGUGUAUUGUGUGAUAGGUGAGAUUGAAAUAUUUGCGUUUUAUUGAAACAAAACUGAUGCUGAAUUUACAUGGGAAAAUAAUAUUUUAUUUUUCACGAUUAUGUAUGUCAACAUCCAAUUUCAAGUACAACACCUUUUAUGCAAAUUCUAUUCUAAUCGCAGGUAUUUCAAUCGUCACAAGAAUGAGAACAAAAAAUAAAUGAUUAUUUUUGUAAGUCAAACUAUGUCGUAUGUUUGGAACUGCUAAUUAAAGUGAAAUAAAGCAAAUGCUUGAGACACCUUAGAAAGGCCUUGGAGUACACCAAGGUCAUGUGAUGUUCCCAUAGCAACCAACACACAGGAAACAUUUAAGAACAUUCCAGAAUUUGUAAACCUUCACAUAUGUUAUUAUUAAAGACUUACUUUUUAUCUGUAAAGAAUUUAAAAUUAAAUAUGAUACAAAGGAGUGUAAAUAGAAGAAUGCCCAAACACAUUCACAUGUACAAUUGAACAUCUACUUCAUGAGGAAAAAAUAAACUUUUUUUGUUUGUCAUUGAUAAAAUAUUUGAUUCCUCAGCCUUUGUUUUUUUGAACUAGUUAAUUUAAUCAAUAAGUUAAUCAAGU